Messenger RNA from Canariomyces notabilis, 747 nucleotides. RefSeq lists its product as uncharacterized. The transcript has a single exon. Bases 269 to 445 code for a protein of 58 amino acids. Lineage: Eukaryota; Fungi; Ascomycota; Sordariomycetes; Sordariales; Chaetomiaceae. The record is from RefSeq and is a predicted model, not a curated record.
CACAACCACACUCCCUUUACACCUUUCACCAGUUAGCCAAACCCCGCACCAUAGCAGACUCUAUCCAAGGCGAUAGUUUGCAAAAGGCAGAUCUUGCCCUAGAGGUACUACUCAACAACCCAAAGCGGCUUCAGCGUAAGCGAGAGCAAUUCAGCGACUCUCCGCCGUCGUACCGAUCUCAGUUUUCGGGCCCCAUGACGCGAUCCAAAGCCCCAACGGUCCCAACGAGGCGCAACAACGGCGAUAUGAGCGGAAAUUUCGGCUAAGAAUGGAGCACAGCGCCUCGCUUCCUUACUACCAGUUCAUAGCUCAGUAUUACAAAGAGCUAGAACGGCUAUUCGAAGCGGAUCGAAACCGGAUUUACAAAUACCCACCUAGCUUGGACAGCAUUUACAAACACGCACAUUUCAACAUCAAGAUGCGCUGGAUUGAACAGGGCAUUUAGAAAGAUGAGUGGAAUAAACAGUCUAGGCCUAGUAGGCAAUGGAAGCACGAGGAACCGCUAAAGCCCGAAUCCAAUAUGGAUUGGGAAAGCAUGCUUCCUACAGGACUCUUUGGAGCCGAGGUACAGCGGAAACAACCAGCCAAGAGUGGUGCGGAGGUUCUAGGAGAGCGACGGGAUCGCGAGGCGUCACGCCCCUAUUAUUAUUCCUACCCCGCUAUGCCUAUCUAACAGGCUCCUCGGACCCGCUCCAGCUAUGUACAAAGGAAAAACCGUACCGUAUAGGCCGGGUAAAAACCUCUGUC